GUCAACAGUGGUUGUUCUGUUUUGCAAGCAGUAGUGAUGGUUAUCAACAAAGUAUGGAAUGUUCUACAGGAGAGCAUGACUUAACAGUUUAAACCGGUUAGGUUGAAGACGACAAGCAACCAGUUUACCAUACAUUAAGUUAGAGGUGCUAAACGAAUGGCGUACUUAACUAAAGACAAAAGGGAGCGUGAUGGUCUUGUGAAACACACCGGAGGUUGCCACUGUGGCGCGGUGCGUUUUGAGGUGUGGAGCGCUCCAGAUUUACACGUGUUCAGUUGCAAUUGCAGUAUUUGUACAAAGAAACAGAAUCUCCACUUCAUUGUGCCAAAAUCCCAGUUCACCUUGCUGCAGGGAUCAGACAACAUAACCACAUACACAUUUAAUACACACAUGGCCAAGCACACGUUCUGCAAAACGUGUGGUGUCCAGAGUUUCUACACGCCACGUUCCAACCCUGAUGGAUUUGGUGUGGCACCUCACUGUUUGGACCCUGGAACAGUGAGCAGUGUCACUGUAGAAGACUUCUGUGGGCAGAACUGGGAGGAAAGUAUGCAGAAGCAUCAAACUAUAAGAAGUAUGUCAAAACAAACAACAGACACAUGACUCACUGUUUCUGUUGGCCAAUUAAGCUCUAAGACUAAAUUGUACUCUCCUGCUUCUCAAGGCAGUUUUAAUGAUAUAUUAGUGACACCAUGAAUCAAACUUAAGGUUUUGUGGCUUUUGUCUAUUGGCUUUAAGGACACCUAAUGUAUAUGCUAAUGUACUCCAAAUUGUUGACAAAAUUCACUUUAACAGAUAUAAACAUUUACAAUAAAUAUUUAUUUUCUGAGAAAUUGGACCAAAAAUAUUCAUGAAUCAUCUUGUAUACACAGAUUUUUUGAAAUAGCUUAUUUUAGUCUAGAAUGAAAACAUCAUCUCCCUCUAAAUUAUAUAUUGCUU
Messenger RNA from Sinocyclocheilus rhinocerous, 939 nucleotides. It is a transcript of the gene cenpv, whose product is annotated as centromere protein V. NCBI's taxonomy places the organism in Eukaryota, Metazoa, Chordata, Actinopteri, Cypriniformes, Cyprinidae. The transcript is spliced from 5 exons. Gene Ontology annotation, molecular function: carbon-sulfur lyase activity. The coding region runs from base 157 to 603 and encodes 148 amino acids. The record is from RefSeq and is a predicted model, not a curated record.